AUGCUUGACCAUGACCAAAUGCUUCCUGUUAGCUACAGGAGUUUCUCCGUUCUUCAACGCCCGCCUCCAAACUAUGAAGGCCACAUUCCGUUGACGAAGCUCGAAAGGUUGGGCCUAGCCACAGGCUCGGGACUACUCAGUUUUCUAGACCCUCGACGAGCAGACCUGAUAGCUGCCUUUGGUGAGGCGACCGCGCAACCCUACUUCAUCUAUGCCCUCCGAGACCGCAUGCUACUUAGUCCUACCGGACGACGUAUACUCCGCGACCGACCUCGCCUGACAUCCAAGUCUCUCAACAUACCCUACCUACGCACCCUUCCUAGCAACACACUCGGAUACGCGUACGCUGAGUGGCUAGACCGCGAAGGAGUGUCGCCGGACACUCGCUCCGCCGUUCGCUACAUCGAUAAUGAGGAGUGCGCAUACGUCAUGCAACGCUAUCGCGAGUGCCAUGACUUUUACCAUGCACUGGCUGGCUUGCCUGUUUUCAGGGAAGGAGAGGUCGCUGUCAAAGCAUUUGAAUAUGCGAAUACGGGUUUGCCCAUGACUGGACUUGCCGUAUUCAGCGCUCUCACUCUCAAGAAAGCCGAGUGGAGACGUUUCAUUGAUAUAUAUGGUCCGUGGGCAUUCAGAAACGGCGCCAGGAGUGACGACGUCAUCAAUAUCUACUGGGAAGAAGAGCUUGAAACAGAUAUCGACGACCUUAGAGCAAGGUUAGGAAUUGAGAGGCCUCCAGAUAUGAGGGCCAUCAGAAAGGCAGAAAGAGCAAGAAGGAAAGGGGAAAAGGUGGUAGGGGAACCCACUGUGACAGCAACGCCUGGAUCAACAUCAAACUAA
Molecule: messenger RNA, 837 nt
Organism: Aaosphaeria arxii CBS 175.79
Lineage: Eukaryota; Fungi; Ascomycota; Dothideomycetes; Pleosporales
Product: ubiquinone biosynthesis protein COQ4, mitochondrial
Exons: 3
Coding region: 1-837 (278 amino acids)
Biological process (GO): ubiquinone biosynthetic process
Cellular component (GO): mitochondrion; mitochondrial inner membrane
Source: RefSeq, a predicted model, not a curated record